UGCAUGGGUAGGUUGCCWUUUUUCACGAAAGUUUAUAAAUUUUACAAGAGUUUGAAAAUAUUUUGUGAUUGUUUCUCCAAAUCAAAACAAUGGUGUCCAAUAAAGAUUUAGCUUUCCUCACCAUUACUUUGGCUGUGUGUGAAAUGAAAACUCUGAAAAAGAAACGACGAAAGCGCUCGUCAAAGGGGUGGUGCAUGCUGAGAAAUCGUUUUACACAUGAGCAUUUACUGCGCCAUCUUCGCGACACAGAACCUGAAGAUUUUAAAAAUUUGGAGCUGGUAAGACCUAAAGUUCAAAGACAAGAUACUGUAAUGCGCAAGGCCAUUCCGCCAUAUCAAAGGCUUUCAAUUACAUUAAGAUAUUUAGCGUUGUCGAACAUUAUCCUGGAAACAUGCGAAUCUAUCAUUGAAGCCUUAAAGGGAAMUAUACAGGUACCUGCAGACGGUUGGAAAGAAAUUGCUAAUGAUUUUGAAGAACAGUGGAAUUACCCCAACUGAUUUGGCAGUAUAGACGGAAAGCCUUUACUGAUAGAAAAUCCAGCCAACUCUGGAUCAUACUAUUACAAUUACAAAGGCACUUUCAAUAUUGUACUCAUGGCCAUUGUCAAUGCAAAUUAUCAAUUCAUGAUGAUUGACGUUGGUGCCAAUGGACGAGUAUCAGAUGGUGGAGUUAUKAAGAACACAGUAUUGUGGAGAAAGCUUUCAGAGAAUCAACUAAACUUUCCACAUCUCAGAUUGUGUUGAUUGGAGAUGCAGCUUUUCAGCUACAUCCAAAUUUCAUGAAGCCAUAUAAUCGUGCUCAAUUAACCAACGAGAAACGCAUUUUUAACUAUAGAUUAUCUCGAGCUCGACGAAUUUUUGAAAAUGMCUUUGGAAUUUUGACACAAAGAUUUAAAAUAUUCCAAAAACCAAUUAAAUUCAUCCUAAGAAGUGCUUAAAAUAGUAAUGUGUUGUUGUCAUUUACACAAUUACUUGUCAAACAGGAACCAGGCGUUUUAUAUACGAAGAGKUGAUGUGGACUAUGAGAAUACAAACAAUGGCACUUUCGAAGAUGGUUCUUGGCGAAAUGAGCAACAAAUUACUUUGCAACUUCAAAAAUCAAUCAGAGGUAACUCUACUGUUGAUGCGAAGAAUAUCAGAGAUGAUUUCACAAAAUAUUUCAACUCGCGCGCUGGUUCAGUUUCAUGGCAAAAUAAUUACAAUCUACAGYAGUAAUUUAAAAUACCACUCAUAUAUGUAUGUAGGAUUCAAAAUCAAAUAAAAAAAUUAAAAAAGAAGUUAUCAGUACUGUACUUACCUCUGUACUAUCAGUUGCAGCUAUGGCCAUUUGGUCUUUGAUGAACAUCAUCUCUUCAAAGUACCAUGCUUUUGGAGUUGGAAUAGCAUCCGUUAAUGCCUCUGAUCGCUUCGCACUUUCAAUUGCUUUGUAGUCUUUAUUAAAAUUUGUGCGCAAGACGUUUAUUUUCUUUUUAAUUUUUUCUAUAAUGAAGUCAGGUUUAUAAAGAACAAGUGCUGCAUGGAUUUUUUUAAAUGCUAAUUGUUUUUUUGUUUGAUUGAAAUAAUCUUUAGAUUUCACUUUCCACAACUCGGGCAAAUCACGAUAAAGAUUUAUUAGCAUAGAAAUAAAUGUUCACUUUCACUUGUUUCUGCCAUUGGGCACUUGUUCAGACUACUUAACGGGGCAAAAUUAUACACAUAAAUGAGCUCAUAUUGAUCAAUAAACGUUGUAGACGUAAAUAUGAGCAUCAAUAUAGUCGCCGUCAAUAUGCUUCAAUAUAAAAUCCUAUAAAUAUGCUUCAAUACGCCAUCAAUAUGUUUG
Bactrocera latifrons is the source of this 1818-nucleotide messenger RNA. RefSeq lists its product as uncharacterized. Lineage: Eukaryota; Metazoa; Arthropoda; Insecta; Diptera; Tephritidae. Bases 90 to 497 code for a protein of 135 amino acids. The record is from RefSeq and is a predicted model, not a curated record. The transcript is spliced from 2 exons.